AUGUCGAACAACUCUUUCCCAACCGACGGCCUUCCGGCCGACUUCACACCGCAGGCCUUCCCGCUGCCUGUCCCUACUCUCCAGCCCGACUUCCGCCUCGUCUGCAACCUCGACGAGCGGAUCCCCAUCGGUCCGACUCCGACGGGUGGACAGCGCAACUGGAUCGGCAUUGGCAACGGCUGGUUUGCCGGCCGCUGGGGCACCGGCACCGUCGUCCCCGGUGGCCAGGACAACCAGGUGGUGACGCCCGAGCUCAGCACCAACAUCGAUACGCACUAUCUCAUGAAGACGAACGAUGCCGAGCCGGCGUACAUUACCGUGCACACCGAGGGCUGGCGCACGGGCGGCCCCGACGUGCUGGCCAAGCUAUUCGACCCGGCACAGGCGGACGGCGUCCCACCAGACGCAUACUCGUUUCGGCUGUAUGUGCAUUUGGAGACGGGCGAUCCGCGGUACAAGCAUUUGUGUACGGGCAUGUGGGUGGCGUCGGGCGCGCGUUUGGGCGUGAAAGUCAUUUAUGAUGCGUACAGAAUCCGAUAG
Molecule: messenger RNA, 540 nt
Organism: Sporothrix brasiliensis 5110
Lineage: Eukaryota; Fungi; Ascomycota; Sordariomycetes; Ophiostomatales; Ophiostomataceae
Exons: 1
Coding region: 1-540 (179 amino acids)
Source: RefSeq, a predicted model, not a curated record